Messenger RNA from Scleropages formosus (Asian bonytongue), 4940 nucleotides. It is a transcript of the gene pola1, whose product is annotated as polymerase (DNA directed), alpha 1. Gene Ontology annotation, molecular function: single-stranded DNA binding; DNA replication origin binding; DNA-directed DNA polymerase activity. Lineage: Eukaryota; Metazoa; Chordata; Actinopteri; Osteoglossiformes; Osteoglossidae. Gene Ontology annotation, biological process: mitotic DNA replication initiation; DNA replication; leading strand elongation. Gene Ontology annotation, cellular component: alpha DNA polymerase:primase complex. The coding region runs from base 110 to 4555 and encodes 1481 amino acids. The record is from RefSeq and is a predicted model, not a curated record. The transcript has 37 exons.
CUAUUGGCCGCUCGUCAGUGUCGUCACUUCCGGGAAGACGGAUUUGGCGCCGAAUCGCUUCUCCGAUGAAGCUGUUGUGAGAGGCGAGGAAGUGCGCGAGUUUCAGAGUAUGGCUCCGGUUUCCAGCGCGGACAAAGGUGUGGAGGGCGGAGACGGCGAUGCCGGCGGCGCUGCUGGAGAUGCCUGUGGCCUCGCGGUGUCCCGCUCGCGGAGGGAGAGGAAGGACAAGGCGGGGCGCAAGGCUGCCCUGGAGCAGCUCAAGAAGGCCAUGAAGGGGGAGAAGGUCAAGUACGAGGUCGAGGAGCUGACGAGCGUCUACGAGGAGGUGGACGAGGAGCAGUACUCCCGCAUGGUCCGCGAGCGGCGGGAUGACGACUGGAUCAUCGACGACGACGGAACGGGUUACGUGGAGGACGGAAGGGAGAUUUUCGACGAGGACCUUGAGGACGACGCGCCGGAUGCGGGUGCGAAAGGUAAAGGGGCUGGCAAAGGGCCGGGUUCCAAGGAUAAAAAGGUGUCCAGGAAGCCUGUCGUCAGCAAAUCCAGCAGCAUCAAGAGCAUGUUCAUGGCCAGCAGCGCGAAGAAAGCUGCGGAGAAGGACGUGGACCUGUCGAGCGACGCUCUGCUGGGGGACAUCCUGCAUGACUUGCACUCAGAAAAACCACCCGUCGUCACACCCCCGCCAGUCGUCGCUCUCCGCAAGAAGAAGGUUACUGGGAACCCCAUGAAUCCGUUUUCCGUCAAACCCCGGACUCCUAAGAUGUCUGUACAUGUAUGUGUCCGUGAGGGAGGUCCUUCUGCAGUGGUGUUGAAAGAGCAACUAGUUGCUCCUUCAGCCAGGACAUCUGCUGAAACCCCCUCAGCCGAACCCCCUGACUCAGCGGGCAGCAGGAAGGCUGGCGUGAUGGCGGAGGAAUCCGAGCAAGCCGAGGACCACGGUGCCCUGCAGUUUGAUGAAGGUGACUUUGACGAGCCCAUGGAGGUGGGUGGCGACGGAGGCGGUACGGAGGCUGUGGUGGAACCCGAAGUAGAACCGAACCGUCACGCCCACGAUCUCCUGUUGCCCCUGAACGCGUUGGGCUCCUCCUGCUGGGACGAUGGGGUAGACAGUGAGAGAAGCGACCCUGCGGUGCUGGAAGUGCAGGUGGACUCCAGCCACUUGCCGCUCGUGGAGGGGCCCGACGGGGACACGGUGUUCCGCUUCUAUUGGCUGGACGCCUUCGAGGACCAGUACAGUCAGCCUGGCGUGGUCUUCCUCUUCGGCAAGGUGUGGAUUGACUCGGCGAAGGCGCACGUCAGCUGCUGCGUAGCGGUGAAGAAUGUUGAGAGGGUCGUGUACCUGCUGCCCCGGGAGCUCAAAAUGAACCUGGCGACGGGCAAGGAGACAGAGACUCCUGUCAGCAUGAUGGACGUGUACCAGGAGUUCAGUGACCUCUCGGAGAAGUUCAGGAUCUUCAAGUUCAAGUCUAAGAAAGUACAGAAGAGCUACGCCUUUGAGAUUCCAGACGUUCCAUCACAGUCCGAGUACCUGGAAGUGCGCUACUCGGCUGAGAUGCCUCAGCUGCCCUCGGACCUGAAGGGGGCGACGUUCUCCCACGUGUUCGGUACCAACACCUCCUGUCUGGAGCACCUGCUGCUGAGUCGGAAGAUCCGUGGGCCCUGUUGGCUCGACAUCAGAACCCCCCAGCCAAGCAGCCAGUCCAUGAGCUGGUGCAAGGUGGAGGCUGUGGCUCAGAGGAGCGCCCUUAUAGACGUGGUGCGGGACCUGCCCCCCCCUCCGCUUGUGGUCAUGGCCAUCAGCAUGAAGACCGUGCAGAACAACAGGACUCAUCACAACGAGGUUGUGUCCCUUGCAGCACUCGUCCACCACAGGUUCCCCCUGGAUAAAGCACCUCCAAGACCUCCCUACCAGACUCACUUCUGUGUGGUGAGCAAACCGAGCGACUGCAUUUUCCCUUAUGACUUCAAGGAUGCCGUGCGCAGAAAGAACGGCGCUGUGGAAAUAGCCGCCACUGAGCGCACCCUGCUGGGCUUCUUCCUCGCCAAGAUGCACAAGAUUGACCCUGACGUCAUUGUGGGACACGACAUCUACGGAUUCGACCUGGAAGUGCUUCUGCAGAGGAUCAGCGUGUGCAAGGUGCCCCACUGGUCCAAGAUGGGUCGCCUGCGCAGGUCAAACAUGCCCAAGUUGGGGGGCCGCGGCGCCUUCGCCGAGAGGAACGCCACCGCUGGCCGCGUCGUUUGUGACGUGGAGAUCUCGGCGAAGGAGCUCAUCCGCUGCCGUAGCUAUCACCUGUCCGAGCUCGUGGCCCAGGUGCUGAAGGCCGAGAGGGUCUCGGUGCCCCAGGAGAGCCUUCGGAACCUGUACAGCGACUCAGCUCACCUGCUCCACCUGCUGGAGCUCACUUGGAUGGAUGCCAAGUUCGUCCUGCACAUCAUGUGUGAGCUGAACGUCCUCCCACUGGCGCUGCAGAUCACCAACAUUGCCGGAAACAUCCUGUCUCGAACCCUGAUGGGAGGUCGUGCAGAGAGGAACGAGUACCUGCUGCUGCAUGCCUUCCAUGAGAAGGACUUCAUCGUUCCGGACAAAGCGCUCUUUAAGAGGCCCCUGCAGGACCCGCUGCAGGAAGACGAGGAUAUGGAGACGGGCAAAGGGAAGUCGCGGAAGGCGCGGAGGAAGGCGGCAUACACUGGGGGGCUGGUGCUCGACCCUGCUGUCGGCUUCUACGACAAGUUUGUCUUGCUGCUGGACUUCAACAGCCUGUACCCUUCCAUCAUCCAGGAGUUCAACAUUUGCUUCACCACCGUCACUCGCAGCAGUGCCGAGCAGGCCGACGACCCAGAUGAGAUCCCCGAGCUUCCGGAACCAGACCUGGAAAUGGGGAUCCUGCCCAGGGAGAUCCGGAAGCUGGUGGAGCGGAGACGACAGGUCAAACAGCUGAUGAAGCAGCCGGACCUGAACCCUGACCUCUACCUACAGUAUGACAUCCGCCAGAAGGCCCUGAAGCUCACGGCCAACAGCAUGUAUGGCUGCCUGGGAUUCUCGUACAGCCGCUUCUACGCCAAGCCGCUCGCUGCCCUGGUGACCCACAAGGGGCGUGAGAUCUUGAUGCACACCAAAGACAUGGUACAGAAGAUGAACCUCGAGGUCAUCUAUGGUGACACGGACUCGAUUAUGAUCAACACCAACAGCACCGAUCUGGAGGAGGUCUACCGGCUGGGUAACAAGGUGAAGAGCGAGGUGAACAAGCUGUACAAACUUCUUGAGAUCGACAUUGAUGGAGUGUUCAAGUCUCUGCUUCUACUGAAGAAGAAGAAGUAUGCAGCUCUAGUGGUGGAACCAACUGCCGACGGUCGCUACAGCACCAAGCAGGAGCUCAAGGGCCUAGACAUCGUGCGCCGGGACUGGUGUGAUCUCGCCAAGGCCUGCGGCAACUACGUAAUUGGGCAGAUCUUGUCGGAUCAGAACCGAGACGCCAUCGUAGAGAACAUCCAGAAGCACCUGCUGGAGGUGGGGGAGAAGGUUUUGAAUGGCAGUGUGCCGCUCGCACAGUUUGAGAUCCACAAGGCCCUGACCAAGGACCCUCAGGACUACCCAGACAAGAAGAGCCUAGCCCAUGUCCAUGUGGCCCUGUGGAUCAACUCCCAGGGGGGCCGCAAGGUCAAGGCAGGGGACACGGUGUCCUACGUCAUCUGCCAGGAUGGCUCCAACCUGAGCCCCAGCCAGCGUGCCUAUGCCCCAGAGCAGCUGCAGAAACAGGAAGGCCUGAGCCUGGAUACACAGUACUACUUGUCCCAGCAGGUUCAUCCAGUUGUGUGCAGGAUCUGCGAGCCCAUAGAGGGCAUCGAUGCCGUGCUCAUUGCCACCUGGCUCGGUUUAGACCCCUCCCAGUUCCGUGCUCACCAGCAGCACCGGAGGGAGGAGGAAGGCGACGGGCUGCCAGGGGGCCCUGCCCAGCUCACCGACGAGGAACGAUUCCGAGACUGCGAGCGCUUCCACUUUGCCUGCCCGCAGUGCGGAACCCAGAACAUCUACGAUUCCGUGUUCGAGGGAGCGGGAUUGUCGCUGGAGCCGAGCCUUUCAACCUGCUGCCACGUCCCAUGUUCAGGCCACCCUGUCCAACACUCGGUCCACAUCGCCAACAAGCUCGUGCUGGACAUUCGACGCUUCAUCCGGAGAUAUUAUAGCGCAUGGCUGCUGUGUGAGGAUCCAGCGUGCCAGAACCGCACCCGGCGCCUGCCUCUGGCCUUCUCGCGCUCGGGGCCCAUCUGCCCUGCCUGCACCAAGACGACUCUGCGUCCCGAGUACUCGGAGAAGGCCCUUUACAACCAGCUCUGCUUCUACCGCUUCGUCUUCGACUGGGAGUACGCGGUCAACAAGGUGCUGCCGCCCGAAGAAAGGGGCUAUUUCAAAACCAAGUGGAAGAACCGCUGGGCAGAGGAGAAGGAGGUGUAUGGGAAGCUGAAGGAGGUUGCCGACCGUGCCUUGGCCUCCAGCAGCUAUUCAGAGGUGAACCUUGGCAAACUGUUCGAGACCUUCGUCUCGGUGAAGUAGCCUACCUGCAUCAUGCAGCCUGUUCCAUCUACAGGCUCUUUCUACCUGCAGCUGGCCUCUGACUGAGAACUUCCAGCAUGGAGACACUCUUGGGAAUCUUGACACAAAAAGCCCAAGGUUAUCAAAUGCAUGACGUUGUUUGGGUGUUUUCGUCUCCAUUGCCAUUUUUCAUGGAGCGCAAGCUUUGAAAACAUAUGUGCUGGUUGAAAGGUAUUUUAAAUACACAUGGUUUAAAUGUAUCCUUUUCUGUGAAAGUUUUUUUUUUUUUGCAAGAAAUGUGCUAAUCUCUGUUCCUUGUCAUCUUGAUCAGUUUCCCAAUGUCAUUUUGGAGAACCAUGUUGUUAACUCUGUGAGAUGUUUGAGACAUGUAUGAAAAUAAAGUUUU